This is a messenger RNA of Hypomesus transpacificus, 3105 nucleotides long. It is a transcript of the gene ano10a, whose product is annotated as anoctamin 10a. The record is from RefSeq and is a predicted model, not a curated record. The coding region runs from base 214 to 2208 and encodes 664 amino acids. Gene Ontology annotation, molecular function: chloride channel activity. The transcript has 15 exons. Gene Ontology annotation, cellular component: plasma membrane. NCBI's taxonomy places the organism in Eukaryota, Metazoa, Chordata, Actinopteri, Osmeriformes, Osmeridae. Gene Ontology annotation, biological process: chloride transmembrane transport.
UUGUACGUUCUGUGGGACGUCAAGCAAUGCGGAAGAGGGGAAACCUCAAUCUGCACGCCACAGAUGAGCACUGAGACAAAAUUCAUAGGAUUUCAUUAUCGACUUCAUCUGGUGAAAUUCUAACCCUGUAAGCAGCCUGCUUCUUCUUCUUCUGAAGACAGUACCUAGCAAUUCGAGAAUCUUGCUGUCAAGGGCAAGGAGCAGUAGAGGAAGAUGCUGAAAGGGCUGUCGGUGUCUGACGGUGAUGGCUGUUUGUUCGCUCCACUGUUGGUGUUGGAGCUGUCUUCUGAUACUAAGGAUGAGGCCAUCUCAUGGCUGCUGACCAGAAUCAGGGACAAGCAGCAAAAUGGAGGGGCAGAAUUGCUGGUGCAGCAGCUAUGUCCGAGUGGCGACGGGGAUGAGAAGGACAAUCCCAAUGUGUACCUGGUGGGAGCGCUGUUGUCACGACUGCUGUCUGGGGCUGAGGAUGUGGGCCUGUUCAAAGAGUUCAACGACGGCUCCAUGAGAGGCUUCACUUGUGCAAACAAAUACAACUUCACAGACUUUCAAGGUGAUGGAGACGGCUUCCUCAGCAUGGCAGAGUGCCAGUACAUUGUCAAGCAUGAGCUGGAUACCCUGAGAGCCAAGGAGGAGACCCAUGUACCAGGCUAUCCUAAGAUGAAACUCUACCCUGGAAAGUGUCUCAUCCGCAGACUGCAGUCUAAGGGAGUUCUGGUCCAGGUUUUUCCCCUCCAUGACAAGGAGGAACUGAAGAGGCUCUCGUUCACCUGGUACAGAAAGAUCAAGCUGUCCUUUCAACCACUUGAUGACAUCAGACACUAUUUCGGCGAAGGCCUGGCUCUGUACUUUAGUUUCUUGGAGUACUUCACCCUGGCUCUUUUACCAAUGGCCUUGAUCGGCAUCCCCUACUACCUGUUUGACUGGGAGGACUACGACAAGUAUGUGGUGUUUGCCGUCUUCAAUCUGGUGUGGUGCACCGUGCUGCUGGAGCUGUGGAAGCGCUGCAGCGCCUCGCUGGCAUAUGGCUGGGGCACCCUAAGCAGGAAGAAAGCCUUCGAGGAGCCCCGGCCAGGCUUCCACGGCCCGCUGGGCUUCAACCCGGUGACUGGUCGCGAGGAGCCGCUGUACCCCAACACUAAGCGUCUGCUGAGGAUCUACCUGGUGUCGCUGCCUUUUGUGCUGCUCUGUCUAUAUAUGUCGCUCUACGUCAUGAUGAUCUACUUCCAGAUGGAGGGCUGGGCCCUCGGAUUCCACGACCACAACCCGGGGUUCUGGAGCGGCGUGCUACUGUUUGUCCCCAGCGUCAUCUACGCUGUGGUCAUCGAAAUCAUGAAUCUGCUGUACCGCUACGUCGCCGAGUACCUCACGGAGUGGGAAAACCACAGACUGGAAUCGUCAUAUCAAAAUCAUCUGGUCCUUAAAGUGUUGGUGUUCAACUUCUUCAACUGUUUCGCCUCGCUGUUCUACAUAGCCUUUGCGAUGCAGGACAUGGUGCUACUCAGACAGAGUCUGGCCACUCUCCUGAUCACAUCCCAGAUCCUCAACCAGAUCAUGGAGGCUUUCCUGCCCUACUGGCUCCAGAGGAGGCGUAAUAAGAAGAUGCAGCACCGGGUGAAGAAGAGGACCUUGGUGGAGCAGGAGCUGCCACUGGCCGAACAGGUCAAACUGGAGGCCGACAUGAGCACCUACCUGGGGACGUUCGACGACUACUUGGAGCUGUUCCUCCUGUUUGGCUACGUCAGCCUGUUCUCCUGCGUGUACCCGCUGGCCGCAGUGCUCGUGGUGCUCAACAAUGCCACGGAGGUCUAUUCCGACGCCUUUAAGAUGUGCCAGGUGUUCAAACGGCCAUUCUCCGACCCUGCCUCAAACAUAGGAGUCUGGCAGCUUGCCUUUGAGGCGAUGAGCGUGAUCGCCGUAGUGACCAACUGCACCCUGAUCGGCAUGUCCUCGCAGGUCAAGGCUUACUUCCCCGACUCUGAUGCUCAGCUCAUACUCUGGGUGGUGGCCAUCGAGAUGGUCAGUAAACAGGACAAAGGAAACAUGAAGAGGCAUUCCCUCCUCGCCCUCAAGUUCAUCCUGACAUUUGUCAUUCCUGAUGUCCCCAAGCACAUCCAGAUCAAACUUUCCAGGCUGGAGUUUGAAUCUCUGGAGGCCCUCAAGAAAAAGAAAAUGCUGGAAGCCACGGGGAUCACAAAGACAGUCCAGUGAGGAGGAGAAGAGAGGCCGCCACGUCAGAUACUGACUAGGCGAGGACAUGCUGCUGUCCUGGGGACUGCCACAACUAGUUUACACCACUGCUAACUGAAGAGGGGGUACUGAAGGGGGGCUGGUUGGUAAAUAAUUACUGUUGUAAAAGCAUAGCUACAAACCAAAUGAUUAAGUUGGCUUUUGUAUAUCAUUAAAUGUAGGGCCUAUGAGUGUAUGGAUGGGUAUUACUGUAAUUAUUAAUGGUUGCAAACUGUAUAGUUAUAUAAAUCAACUCUGUAAUGUCCUACCUAUGGAGGAAUAGCAGAGUUGGCUGCAUAUGUGGUAUGGGGGUGAACUUCUUAGCAUAAGUAUUGUAUCUUCAUUUGAAUUUGGCUAAUCUCACAUUGGUUAAGUGUGGCCUAAUAGGUGUUUUCUUAUCUCACACAUUACUGUCGCUAUGUGGUCGGUCCUAGGGCCUUCAUAGGAAUAUUAGUCAGUAUUCCAAACCCAGAUAACUUGAUCAUGAUACAUUCACGACUGUUGACAUAUUAGCUUACCAGAAACUGAAAUCACUUUUAUAGUUCUCACAAACUGCUGCAGCAUGUAUGCUGAAUUGGUUUUGAAUUUGGGGUUGAAAUUAGCCUCUGGUAUUGCACUCAUGUCAUGCACUCAUUGAGAAUCCAAUGGAAUCUUGAAAUACUUAAAAUCAAAAGAGUAGCAUGUAAGAUAAGUGAUCAGCUUUAUGUGAUGGUCCAGUAUGGUAUUCAAAUUGAAGCCGCACCUACAGUACAAGUGACAUUGGAUUUAUUUUAUUUCAAAGAUGGCUAUCAAAUUGUUUGCAUAGUUUGUGCAUUUUGUUUUGUAAGUUAUUUGGAAACUUAGACCAUGUCCUCAUUAAAACAGUGCCUUUUAAUGUGA